Pygoscelis adeliae (Adelie penguin) is the source of this 672-nucleotide messenger RNA. RefSeq names its product endothelial zinc finger protein induced by tumor necrosis factor alpha-like. The transcript has a single exon. The record is from RefSeq and is a predicted model, not a curated record. NCBI's taxonomy places the organism in Eukaryota, Metazoa, Chordata, Aves, Sphenisciformes, Spheniscidae. The annotation marks the transcript as partial. Gene Ontology annotation, biological process: regulation of transcription by RNA polymerase II. Gene Ontology annotation, molecular function: DNA-binding transcription factor activity, RNA polymerase II-specific; RNA polymerase II cis-regulatory region sequence-specific DNA binding.
CCCUACCGCUGUACCGAGUGCGGGAAGACCUUCGGGCAGAGCUCCAACCUGAUUGAGCACCAGCGGACCCACACGGGCGAGCGACCCUUCACCUGCGGCCAGUGCGAGAAGAGCUUCAGCCGCAGCUCCACCUUGGCCGAGCACCUCCGGACCCACACCGGCGAGAAGCCCUACGCCUGCCCGGUCUGCGCCCGCGCCUUCAGCCGCAGCUCCACCUUGACCGAGCACCGCCGCACCCACACCGGCGAGACGCCCUACGCCUGCCCCGAGUGCGGGAAGACCUUCGGACGCACCUCCAACCUGGUCAAGCACCUCCGGACCCACACCGGGGAGAAACCCUACGGCUGCGGGCGCUGCGGGAAGACCUUCAGCCUCAGCUCCAACCUGGUCAAGCACGAGAGGACCCACACGGGGGAGAAGCCCUUCUCCUGCGGGCAAUGCGGGAAGCGCUUCAAGAAGAAGACCCACUUGGCGUCCCACCAACGGACCCACACCGGCGAGCGGCCCUACCGGUGCGGGGAGUGCGGAAAGGCCUUCGGGCAGAGCUCCACCCUCAUCGAGCACCAGAGGACCCACACGGGCGAGCGACCCUUCCGCUGCGGCGCCUGCGGCAAGAGCUUCUGCGUCAGCUCCAACCUGGUCAAGCACCAGCGCAUCCACACCGGCGAGAAG